Molecule: messenger RNA, 2829 nt
Organism: Musca domestica (house fly)
Lineage: Eukaryota; Metazoa; Arthropoda; Insecta; Diptera; Muscidae
Exons: 7
Coding region: 1065-2630 (521 amino acids)
Biological process (GO): alcohol metabolic process
Cellular component (GO): cytoplasm
Molecular function (GO): alcohol dehydrogenase (NAD+) activity
Source: RefSeq, a predicted model, not a curated record
AAAUGAAAAAAUGUCGGAUAUAGCAUCAAAUUUUAGAAUAAGUUUUGUUGUAAAUGGUCAGCUUUGGCACGAAUUACGGCCUUCAAACGGCCAAUGGAACCGUCACACGCUGCCCAAAUGUUGCUCUGCGGUAUUUUGGCCCAUUCCCUGCCAAGCUUGCUUGAGGUGAUGGACAAUGUGGGAUUUUUUAGUGCCAACCUUGCUUUCCAAAAUACUCCAGACACAAUAGUCCAACGGAUUGGUAUCCGGAGAUUUUUGUGGCCAUUGUGUGCUGGAAAUGAAGCGAGGAACCUCAUUUUGUAAUCAUUCUUGGGUGGCGUAUGCUGAGUGCGAUGGUGCUUAGUAUUGUUGAAAUGUCCAAACUGCUGGACAGGAAUGUUUUCUCAUCGGAGAAAACCAUAUUCGGCAGUUCACCGCCUUCGUCCAAGCGAAGCAACUCUUAGCUCUUUUGAGUAUAUUUUCUUUCUGUUGCGGUGUAAGUUCUUGUACUUUUUAGAAUUUCAAUGGCUUUACCCCGAGCUCAUUUUUCAAUAUUUGCGGAAUGACGGCCACUGCGACCAAGUCGCUUCUUUACUUUUCAAACCAUUUCUUCUGAUGUUGCUGUUAUCUUCCGUCCACUUCCUUGACGUCGGGCUACGCUACCAGCAUCACAGUAACGAGCGAUGGUACGAGACACAAAAGAUUUAUUCCCAUUUAAAUGCUGGAGUGCUCUAACGAUAGCCACUUGUGUUUUUCCAGCCUUAGAAAUGACAGCAGUCUGAAGUUGAUUGAAGUUUUUUUCAUCUCACCCUGUAUAUGCGUAAAUUUGACAAAAUAGGACAAAUUAGAAUUGACCGCUAAAAUCAAAAUACAUCUACAAAUUUACUAUCGUUUUUCCAAGUGUAGUUUUAUAUACUGUUAUACUAGCUGAAAACUGUGCCGAACGCUUCUUAUCUAUUGUUAUCGGAACUGCGUUGCUCACAUAAAAUACUAGACCACCAACUAGUUUUUUUCAUUUGUCGUUGUGGAGGCAAGCGAAGUGUUAUUCUACGUAAAUUAUAGAAUUUUAUUAUUCAAAUAAGAAAAUGGAUUUAAAAGAUAAGAACAUAAUAUACAUCGGAGGAUUUGGUGGCAUUGGCCAAAAGUGCAUAGAAGAGUUUCUAAAAAAGGGCAUUAAAGGCCUCUUUGUAUUCGAUUUGAAGGAGAACACAAAAGUUUUGGGAUAUUGGCAAGAAACAUACACGUCGUGCGAUAUUAGUUUUGUAACAGUCGAUGUGACCAAAACCGAGACAAUCGAAACAGCCUACAAGAAGGCUAGUGAUAAGAUGGGUUGUAUCGACGUUGUUGUGAAUGGAUGUGGUCUCAUGAAUGAUCGACAUCUAGACCUGACCAUCGAUAUUAAUUUGCGUGGUGUCCUGCACAGCUGUAUGAUUGCUUUGGGCUACAUGGAUAAGUCGAAAGGUGGUCGUGGUGGUGUGAUUGUUAAUAUUUCCUCAGUUGCGGGAAUACAGACGAGUGGAAUGUUUGCCAUAUAUUCUGCGGCUAAGCACGGUGUAACCGCUUUCAGCAGAGCAAUGACGAAUCCUUUAUAUUACAUGCAUACUGGUGUGAACUUCAUUACCAUUUGUCCGGGUCUGACUGAAACUGCCCUGCUGGACAAUGUGAAGGACAAGACUACACUUUUGGAGUACGGCCAGCCGAUGGCCGAAAGGUUUCUAAAAAUUAAAACACAACCUGCUAAUGUUUGUGCCGAAAAUAUAGUUAAGGCUGUCAAAAUAAAUAAAAUUGGAUCGGUUUGGCUUUUAGAUGUGGGCACAAUGUCGGAAGUGCAGAUGCCAACGCUAUGGGAACCAGAAAUGAGACCGCAAAUGGAGUUAAAAGGUAAAAAUGUGGUCUACAUCGGUGGAUACGGAGGCAUUGGCCAAAAAUGUUUGCAAUCUUUUCUGCGAAGGGAAAUCAAGCAUUUGGUGAUCUGUGACCUUUGUGAUAACCAGGAAUUCCGCACGAAUCUUGCCAGGCAAUUUCAAGAAACUCAAAUAACCUACAUACCAAUUGAUGUCACCAAGCGUCCAACAAUUGAAAAAGCCUUUCAAUUGGCAGCUGACACCCUGAAAAGACUUGAUGUGGUCGUCAACGGCUGUGGCUUGAUGAACGACCGUUUUAUAGAUCUGACAAUGGCUAUCAAUUUGACUGGGGUAAUUCAUAGUUCUUUGAUAGCCUUGGAACACAUGGACAAAUCGAAGGGCGGCAACGGCGGAAUGAUUGUCAAUAUUUCAUCGGUAGCUGGUCUAGAGCCAAGUGGUAUGUUUGCCAUUUACUCGGCAUCAAAAUGUGGUUUGACGGCUUUUACACGGGCAAUAGCGAAUCCGCUAUAUUUUGCCAAUACUGGCGUUAGUUUUGUGACAAUUUGUCCGGGCUUUACAGACACGGCACUUUUAGAGUCGAUAAGAGGCAAAGAGACCCUAACCGAAUAUUCGGCACCCAUGGCCGAGCGUUUUACUCUUGCCAUACGACAGAGUCCAGAAAAAUGUGCUGAAAAUUUAAUAAAUGUUUUGGAGGUAGCCAAAAACGGAUCGGUGUGGAUGUUGGACUUGGGCCAAAUUAAGGAAAUGCACUUGGAAGUUUUGUGGCGGCCAGCAAUGAAUGUUUAAAUAAUUAAAAUAGAUUUUUCGUAUUUUUUCGUAUGAAAAAAAAUUUGAAUAAUUUAUAUAAAUCAAAUCAUUUUUAUUAAACUUGGAUAUUCUUGAAUAAUUCGAACAAAAUGGCCAUUGACACUUUCGGUUAUGUGAAUUUGAUUGAGACAAUAAUUGAACAAAUAUUGAAAUAGAGAUUGGAUUAUUUCAGUAGUAA